AUAUUAAGCAUGCUGCUAUUUCAAACACAACUCGUAUUCUGUGUAUUGUGCUUUACCCUGGGCGAGGGAAGAAAUAUAAUUUUAACAGGAGAUGAUGCCUCUAAAAAUAUAGAAAACUUUGCAUUUGACCUAAAGCUCAGCAUUGGAAGUAGCUAUAGUUUUGUUUCUGUUAAUGAACUUUCCAGUUCAACUAAAUUUUCCAACACAGAACCAGUCAUAAAAUACAUACAGGACGGGGAUUGGACUCUUGUUUUUAGAGCCCAGAGUCUGACGGGGAUUUCACCCUAUGAAAUCUACAAAUCACAGGGCGUUCGGCACGAAGUCAGGGGUUCAUUUCCUGAACACUGCACCGAGCUGGCUAAAGUACCAGGGUGUUUCACUCCAUACAGAACUGGUUUGAUCGACGACUGGCAAAAACUAGACGUUCAACAGGUUCGAUUUUUGGUUAUUAUCAACAGUGAAGUCCAGAGAGAAAUUAUUUUUGACGGGAAAAAUAGCACCAACACCGACUGGUUUUCUAGUCGGCGGAUCCUAAAUUCAUCUUGGACGGAUCUCACACCAACUCAAACAUACAAUCUUUUCUCUCUUCAAGGAAUACAAGAUGGCAGAGUGAACAGACACUGGUCAAUUUCCCACAAUUUUGGGGGAUGUCCUAACGAUAGGGCCUGGUUUACCACCUCAUUCUACCCUCCCACCGGAUGUGACUUUGAUAAACGAGAAUCAGCCAUGCCAAACUUCGUCGUCUGUCCCGGAACUACAAUGUGCAAUAUGCAAAGAGAUUCAAUCAAUGCGGAUGCAUUUGCUAUCCAGAUCAAAGCUAAAAAUAAGUUGCCGAUGAUGUAGCUGGAGUGAAUCAAAGAAGAGUAUUCUUAUAAAGACUUAUCUAGUGACGGCUGUUUAUAUACCUGACAGAAAAAUGACUCAUGUGAAAACAUUUUGAUCCAUAAAAUACAUACAUAUGGUCGAUAUAAGCACAUGUAUGUUUUUAUUAGUUUUUAAUAUCUUGAAAAAUAAACAUGUAC
Saccostrea cuccullata (small rock oyster) is the source of this 1022-nucleotide messenger RNA. RefSeq lists its product as uncharacterized. The transcript has 7 exons. Bases 10 to 843 code for a protein of 277 amino acids. The record is from RefSeq and is a predicted model, not a curated record. Lineage: Eukaryota; Metazoa; Mollusca; Bivalvia; Ostreida; Ostreidae.